AACAACAACAACCGCAGCAGCUAGCAUGUAGCCGACAGUACCGUCCAUUUAUUUUUGGAAAUGUGGCAUGAACACUGCAACGAUGGCGUCCAGUUAAACGUCAUGUUGUAGCCGGAUAGUUAAAGUUAGUGUUAGGACACAGACAGUUUGGAGACCGUUGGUUUCUGUAGGUAAACUAACGUUAGCUUGUCGGCUAGAGAUAUGCAGCCGCUAGCGGGAAGCUGCAGGUGAACACGGGCUGGAAACGCGGAAAAACACUAAGGUGACACCAUGGCUGACGACCCUCAGAGAAAUUUCCGCUCUGCAUAUUAUGAGAAAGUGGGCUUCAGAGGGGUGGAGGAGAAGAAAUCACUGGAAAUACUGCUCAAGGACAAUCCUCUGGACUUGGAAAAGCUGAGCACCUUCAGUCAGAGGUUCCCCCUCCCCUCCAUGUACAGGAUUCAUGUGUGGAAAGUGCUGUUGGGCAUCCUGCCACCCCACAGUGACUCUCACACUCUGGUUGGAGGCUACAGGAAGGAGCAGUACCACGACAUCCUGGAGGCUCUGGAGGUCAUGAGAUACAUCAGCUCCUCCACACCAUCCACCCACGUCUACCUGCGCAUGUUCCAGCUGGAGAGCCAGGUGCUCCCACGGUGCUCUGAGACCACACCCCCGGAUGAAGAAAACGAGGACUUCCUGUCCAUCAGCAGAGCCAUGGAGGAGAUCGUAGAUGAUCCUGUCGACUGCUACUGGCUGAUCAAAUGCUUUGUCAACCAGUUCCACACAAAGUUUGGAGACUCAAUACCCCAUCUGCCAAAGAGCCUGGAGCAUUAUCUGAGUCAGGAGGAACCUCGACUGCUGAACCAUCUGAAGAACACAGGAGCCCUGGCUCAGCUGCCGUACAGCCUCUGGUUCAGACGCUGCUUCGCUGGCUGCCUGCCCGAAUCCAGCCUACAGAGGGUUUGGGACAAGGUGAUCAGCGGCUCCUGUAAGAUUCUGGUCUUUGUGGCCCUGGAGAUUCUGCUGAGCUAUAAGAUCAUGUUGAUGGGCAUGAGCUGGCCUGAAGGUGUGGUCAAGUUCUUGUGCAAUAUACCGCAGGAAAACACAGACGCUAUCGUGACUAAAGCCAUAGACUUGUGGCAUAAAUACUGUGGCACACCGAUACACGCUGUAUAGCCACGUGGAACUGAGGAAAUCUGGACCUAGAGGUGUGAUGUUUUCCCAGAAUCCUCCACAACUUCCAACUCCAGUGAGAGACGUCUAGCUGUGGCGUUCACUCCCCAUGGGGCUUAGUCUCUGCUUAACUGAACCGAAAACUCAUCACAAGCUGCUUUUGAUAAGCCUAGGAACCAUUUUCCAUAUUGACCAGUCAAUAUUCCCCAAAGACUAUGACAGACUGUUGAGGGGAGGGUUAUGUUGACACUGAAAAUGCCUUCUGUACAGAGAGGACAUCGAAGGAGAUCACUGAAGCAUGUUAUGUGUGAAAACCUGUUUGGAAAAAAAGGGAGCAUAAACUUAUAUUUUUAAUAAGUUUUUUCUUUAAGAAACUGCAUACAUCAUAGAAGACUCACAAUAAAUUAAUACCAACAUGCAGUUUUUCUGCUUUACAAAAAGAACAUUUGAAAAGUCUCACUUACUUUCUUUGCUAUGUACAUGUUUUAUAAUUCUGAGAAUACGUUUCUCUCAAAACAUUUUAAAUGUACAAGCGACAGUAAUAUUACUGACUCCUGUACACAGGCAUACACAGGCGCACACAUACUCUCACACUCAGGCAGUCAUAACACAUACAACAGAGUAACAAGUUCUCCCAGUAAUGUGGUCAUAACUGCUAAUUCAUGGACCUA
This is a messenger RNA of Toxotes jaculatrix (banded archerfish), 1823 nucleotides long. It is a transcript of the gene tbc1d7, whose product is annotated as TBC1 domain family, member 7. Gene Ontology annotation, molecular function: GTPase activator activity. The transcript has 8 exons. Lineage: Eukaryota; Metazoa; Chordata; Actinopteri; Toxotidae. Bases 271 to 1155 code for a protein of 294 amino acids. Gene Ontology annotation, biological process: activation of GTPase activity; negative regulation of TOR signaling. The record is from RefSeq and is a predicted model, not a curated record.